CAAGUUUAUUGGUUUGUACUUCGACUUCAUAAACAUCUCACCCUCAAAGCUUGGACCGAACAAUUUUAUGAUGAAGAUGUUGCAAGUAACAGUCUUCUUCUUCCUCUUGAUAUCCCAUGCAUUUUCCUUAUCCUUUAAUUUCUCUGGUUUCCUGUCCAAUGAUGACAUGAUAUCAUAUGAAAAAUCAGCUCGCCUUGACACUACGUCCGGAUACAUCGAAUUGGUAAGCUCCAGCGGUAAUGUUGGCCGAGCCACAUAUCAGAAACCGAUGCACCUGUGGGACAAAGCCACCGGGAAACUCACAGAUUUCUCCUCCAGAUUCGCAUUUGUGAUUGAUUCACAGAACAACACUAAUUUUGGAGAUGGCAUGGCUUUCUUCUUAGCUCCUAAUGGUUCAAAGCUUCCUAAUAUCCCAAAAGAAGCAGUAGGAGGUUCAAUGGGUUUGAUUAUUGGUGGCAAUGAAACGAUAUUUAAUUCAACAGAUCAUCCGUUUGUUGCUGUGGAGUUUGAUAUCUACCCUAAUGUAGACUGGGAUCCUAUGAAUGUACAUGUGGGUGUUGAUAUCAAUUCUAUUGAAUCUGUGAGUACUGUGAUAUGGGGGGACGUGUAUGAUAGUAUCAUGAGAGGGAGAACUAAUGAGGCUUUUAUUAGUUACAAUUCAAGUACACAUAAUUUAAGCAUCUCGUUCACUGGUCUUCUUUUUGACAACAGGAUAGUGCAACAUCAUCAAAUAGUGGACCUGAGAAAGUACCUACCUGAAUGGGUUACUUUCGGUUUCUCAGCUGCCACAGGAUUAUCAGUUGCAAUACACAAGAUCAAUACAUGGAGUUUCUACUCAGAGGAGUUCUCAGAUAUUGCUCCCACGCCAAGUCCGAACCAGAGCCCAACCCUAAGCCAUAGCCAGAGCCAAACAAGCAGAAAUGCUAUAGCAGUUACAACCGGAUUAGGGGUUGGAGGUUUUCUUUUAAUUUGUGUGGUGGUAUUGUUUGUCUUGUGGAAGAACAAAAAGAAAAUGGAAGAUGAUGAGUGUAACAGGGAUAUGAGUGAUGAUUUUAAAAGAGGAACAGGGCCCAAGAAGUACUCAUAUGCUGAAUUAGCAAGUGCUGCAAAUUAUUUCAAAGAUGAGCACAAGCUUGGACAGGGAGGAUUUGGAGGUGUCUUCAAAGGUUAUCUCAAAGAUUUAAACUCCUAUGUUGCCAUAAAGAGAAUAUCAGAGACUUCUAAACAAGGAAUGAAGGAGUUUGCUGCAGAAGUAAGAAUUAUCAGUCAUCUAAGGCAUAGAAACUUGGUGCAACUAAUCGGUUGGUGUCAUGAAAGGAAAGAACUAUUGCUAGUUUAUGAGUAUAUGCCAAAUGGAAGUUUAUCUUCUCAUCUCUUUGAAGACCAAAUGUUGCUGAGAUGGUCAGAUAGAUUUAAAAUAGCUCAAGGCUUGGCCCAUGCAUUAUUCUACCUUCACGAGGAAUGCGAACAAUGUGUAGUUCAUAGAGACAUCAAACCAAGUAACAUCAUGCUAGACUCAAACUUCAAUGCAAGGCUUGGUGAUUUUGGGUUAGCAAGACUGAUAGACCAUGCAAAAGGUGCACAAACUACAGCUUUAGCAGGAACUAUGGGCUAUAUGGCUCCAGAAUGUGUCACAACUGGGCGGGCUUGUAAAGAAUCUGAUGUCUACAGUUUUGGGGUUGUUUCCUUGGAGAUAGCUAGUGGAAGAAAAUCCAUCAAUCGCAAGGCUCCAGAAGAUGAAAUAAGCAUAGUGAAUUGGGCAUGGCAACUCUAUGGAAGUGGAAGAAUUCUUGAAGCGGUUGAUUCAAGGCUUGAAGGUGAUUUUAACCAGGAUCAAAUCAAAUGCCUCAUGAUUGUUGGACUGUGGUGUGCUCAUCCUGAUCAUAAUAGUAGGCCCUCAAUAAGGCAAGUAAUUCAUGUACUCAACUUUGAAGCUCCAUUUCCUAGUCUUCCUUCAAGUUAUCCCAUGCCAACAUAUAUUGAAUACCCGGUGUGGUCAUCAUUUUCAAAUCUAUCCAGCACCACUACUUCAGAAGUAGUCAAAACCAUAACAUAACCCUUAGU
Prosopis cineraria is the source of this 2064-nucleotide messenger RNA. RefSeq names its product L-type lectin-domain containing receptor kinase IX.1-like. The record is from RefSeq and is a predicted model, not a curated record. Bases 68 to 2056 code for a protein of 662 amino acids. Gene Ontology annotation, biological process: protein phosphorylation. Gene Ontology annotation, cellular component: plasma membrane. The transcript has a single exon. Gene Ontology annotation, molecular function: carbohydrate binding; ATP binding; protein kinase activity. NCBI's taxonomy places the organism in Eukaryota, Viridiplantae, Streptophyta, Magnoliopsida, Fabales, Fabaceae.